Messenger RNA from Prunus armeniaca (apricot), 237 nucleotides. The record is from the annotation of a GenBank genome assembly. Lineage: Eukaryota; Viridiplantae; Streptophyta; Magnoliopsida; Rosales; Rosaceae.
AUGGACCCGUGGAUUGCCUGCUCCAGUUGGUCUUUUAUAAAUUCAGCUCUUUCUAGCUCGUUGUCGUCAAGAAAGGCGCUGAUUCCGGCAUCAGAUAAUGCGGCGUGGAGGUGGCCUGUGAAGCCCUUGCGUGUGUCUUCACCUCUAAAGCUCAAAAACACUUGGUACUUCCGAGUACUUGAGGAGGAGGACGGUGAGGAUGAAGAGGAGGCAGCAUUCCUGGCAUCCAUUAAUUGA